Molecule: messenger RNA, 8170 nt
Organism: Pecten maximus
Lineage: Eukaryota; Metazoa; Mollusca; Bivalvia; Pectinida; Pectinidae
Product: mitogen-activated protein kinase kinase kinase 2-like
Exons: 15
Coding region: 257-2104 (615 amino acids)
Biological process (GO): protein phosphorylation
Molecular function (GO): ATP binding; protein binding; protein kinase activity
Source: RefSeq, a predicted model, not a curated record
CUAUUAAAGUGACGUCACUGUCAUGGCGGCUUCAGGAUACGAGACGAUGAAGGUUGGGUAGAAAAGUUUGCUGUGUCUUGUUUUGGAGUACUUUACCACGAUAUUACAACCCAACAUGACACAUUCCUAAGAUGUCCCCCUAACAACCAACACUAUGGGUUAGAGAGAGAACCAACACCACCAGUAUCCAUGACAACGUCUAAAGCAGAAUUGUUGUUCUGUUUGAUUUAUACAAAGUUUUAAAUUCUCCAUCACAAUGGAUGGGAAUCCCCAGGCACUCAAGGAUGUCAUGGGAAACAUUCAGUCCCAGCUGGAGAUGGGGCUCCGAAUGGGGAACGCAAAUGCUCAAAAAGCUGCUAUAGCUAACCUCAAGAGAAGAGACCAGACUCUGAGGAUCAAACUAGAAUAUAAUGGAGAGAAAAGGAGUAUUUACAUGACACGUCCGGUGACAUAUGACAGCCUCCGAUGUAAGGUGCGGGAGAUGCACAGCAUGGACAUGAAUAUGUUCUUUACACAGGCCAAUGGGGAGAUGCGAGUGCCAAUCCAGAAACAGACGGACCUCGAGACUGCCAUCAACCUGGUGGACCAGAACAAUAAGAUCACCAGUCUCCGAAUCUUCCUUACCAUGCCCGCAUCCUCAGAUAACCGUGACACUGUGUCUUCCAGGCACGGCCCGCCCUCAGUUGCUGACAGUGCCUACGGAUCACAGUCAUAUCGAGAGUCUCCUAGUCCACCGCCGGGGUCUUUACCUCAUAACUAUAACCACAGUGUCUCGUGUGGAUCUAUCCACAGUGAAGGCGAGUUUAUUCCCGAGGACGAGUCUAUCGGCGUGUAUAACAGCCCCGAAGGUUCCCUCACUCACUCAGAUAGUCAUACGUCACUAGACAGUAGUUACCUGUCUAGUCACGGCGAUACGUAUCCGUUCAGGAUGCGUUCACAUUCCAGACGAAGUAUUUCAUCUGAUUCAUUUAAAGAUGACCGUGUGUCUGACUAUAAACAAGUCAAGUCUGGGACAUUUCCUCGAGGAUUUGAUGUUUCACAUGCUCCUGACCUUGAUGGCAGGAUGACUUUUCCAAGGUCAGGGAAUAUGUCGGGUCGGCGGCCGGACAUUGGUUCCAGCAAUUUUCAGAGUCGGUCCACAAUUUCCCGGGGGAGUGAAGGAACACUUAGCACAAGUAGCAGUAGUAGUGGCCUUCCCCCUGAUCCUGACAUGGACUCUCCCGAGGGGAGACUCAAGAGGGGAAAUGACUUGGAUAGUCCCAUUUAUAAUUAUUCAGAUUUAUCAUUUUCUAAGUCUCCACGAGCACCAAGUAACUGGAAGAAAGGUCAUCGAUUAGGGUCGGGAUCCUUUGGUGAGGUGUUCGUGUGUUAUGACAAAGACUCUGGUCGAGAAUUAGCUGUCAAACAAGUCAACUUAACUCAGAUGAAUGCUGAGACAUCCAAGGAGGUGCGAGCAUUGGAGAAUGAGAUCCAGUUAUUACGCAAUUUUCAGCACGAGCGAAUUGUAUCAUACUUUGGCUGUCACCAAGAUCAUAAUCUUCUUUCCAUUUUCAUGGAAUACAUGCCUGGAGGUUCAAUCAAAGAUGAGCUGACGAAAUACGGCCCGUUAAUGGAGAAUGUGACGCGGAAGUAUACACGUCAGAUGCUGGAGGGGUUAGCCUUCCUUCAUAAAAAUGUCAUUGUUCAUAGAGAUAUCAAAGCUGCCAAUGUAUUACGAGAUUUACAAGGAAAUAUCAAACUAGCGGACUUUGGGGCCAGUAAGCGGCUCCACACCAUUUGUAGUGCUACCGGUUUUAAGUCAUUUGUGGGAACACCCCACUAUAUGGCUCCUGAAGUAAUCAACGGAGAAGGAUACGGCCGCAAGGCUGAUGUGUGGAGUCUGGGUUGUACUGUGGUAGAAAUGAUAUCAGGAAAACCCCCAUGGUCGGAGCUAGAGUCUAUGGCAGCCAUUUAUAAAAUCGCCACCGCAGAGCGACCAGAAUUUGAACUUCCUCAAAGAUCAUCAGAAUUUAGUCGCGAAUUUUUACGUUUGACUUUUAGACGAAAUCCACUUGAAAGACCAAGUUCGGAAGACUUGUUACGGCAUCGCUUCACGGCUGGCUGAUGAUGAUCGUCGCAGUAGUUCAGCACUGUCUAUCAGGGGCAGGUAACUCCCUCCAGAAUACCGGUACAUGCCUUAAUAUCACCCGCUUCAGCACAUCUCUCUAACAGCUGAGUUGUGGUUGUUUCGACUACGUGGAUUGGUAGUUUUGACAGAGUCUCAGCGUCCUUGUGAUGUGUGGUUACAAUAGAACCACAAACUACUGGAAAUGAAUGCCAUGCCCAUCAAAGUCUUUCAUUUGUUCAAAGAAAAAAGAGCAUCAUUUCCAGUUGUGUGCAGAUGGAUCACAUGCCUAAAAAGGAAUCACAUCUCCUAAGUGGGCCUGUCAGUUUAGCCUUACUUCAAGACCUGAGAGAAUAGAACAAAAAAUAAUUGGAAAUCUUAGCGGAAUUCGGAUUAUGUACGGCAUUUUAUUUUGUGCUCACCUUAGAUAUUGUAUGAAAUCUGGAAUUUUGAAGUUUGUCAAAAGGAAUGUAAAUGCAGAUGUAGACACCGUCAGGUCUGAGUGAAAGGAUUAAUAAUAAGAUUUCAUCAUGGUGAGGAAACCAGAGGAAAUUCAAGGGAAUAUAUACAGGCUCUUUAAGGCACUGUUUGACAUUGUGCUGGUUCAUAAGGCACUGAAGAUAUUGUGAGCUCUGACCUAUAUGACCUUGGUGUGACCUUCACACGACCUUGUCUCAGAAAGACACUAGGGUUAAAAGGGUACACAACUCCUGUGGGGUGAGAGACAGAUUGCUGCAGUCGUACACUAAGAGUAUUUAAACAUCUUAUUGUCCCAGUGUUUAAAGGAAGAUUUACAUUAUGAUAUGUAAAACUGCAGUCACAUGACCCCAAAAUAUAGAUACUUUAUAUCAGAAACCUAAAAGUUCAUUCCAACAAAAAGGAAAAGUGUUUUCAUAAUUUCAACUUUCUUGAGGAACCAUUACAGUAUAGAACCAUUGUGAAACAAGUUAUAUCAACUGAUUUGUGAAUUAGUAACUCUUCUUGGCACAUAUGAAAGCAGGCAAAUAGCGUUACAGUGUGGUAAAAAUACUGACCACUUACUUUAACGGCAUUCUGUAUCAUGUGACCAUAUCCACCGGAUCGGUGACAUGCUGCACUAUCAUUGCUGACACUGAAUUUACCAACACACUGUCAUAUCUGACACAUCGAUCCGUUCCCUACAGUGUUGUCGGCAAAGUCAGGUUUACUGUACCAGGAGUUAGUUAAAUAUAUUUUAUACUUUCAUCACACACAACCAAUAGUGAUAUUAUGAUGAUCUAAAACAAAUCUGUUUCCUAUUUCUUUAAUAUAGUAUCCAAAAAAAAAAAUCUGCAAAAUUGAUUAAAUUCUUUGAAUUAAAGCUUGCCCUGAGAAGCCUAAGUAAAUGUCAAAAAAAAAACUAUUUGAUAAUUGACAUCAAUAUCAAAUGUUAGCAUUGAAAAGCCCAUAAUAUGAAAUCAAGAAAUGAUCGUCAACUUAAGAUUUUCUGAUGUAAAAACGGUACAUUUGAUAUUAGCAGUCAGAGCCUGAAUUGGAAGAUUUUGGUGUCAAUCCUGAUGUAGAAGUAUAUGUUUGGGUCAUGUUGAUUUAAAGUUUGCAGUAUUAAAUUAUUCCUACUAGUAUUACAUUAAGAUGGUAUUAACUUGGACGCUCACAAAUACAGUAGGGUCAGCUGUCACAGGUGUUAAUGUGGACAGUGGUCAAGCUAUCUCAUAUUUACAGGUAAAAAUCAAACUGACAGAUUAUGUAUUUUUCAUGUAAUUCAGUUACUAAGCGUUUUGAUGGUUAGGAACCAACAUUUUACAUGUCAUGUAUGUUAUAGACACACAUAUAUUUAACAUUUUUGAAGUUGAUGUAAUGAUGUCAGAAAGUUAUUAUUUUAAAACCAGGAUAUAUUAUAUGAUUAGAUACAUAUUAACUGAUGAAAGUCUCUGUUGAUUUCCAGGUUAAUUAUCAAAGCUCGUGUAAAUUUCCAGCUUAAUUAUCAAAGCUCGUGUAAAAGUCUCCCUUGGAAAUAUUGUUAAAUAUGGAUUAACUUGAAUAUAUUCUUAUGUCAUUUAGCUAAAACACAAAAAAUGGAGUGUAGUCUAAAUAGACCGUGUAGCGAUUUAUGUUGAGAACACACACCUGGUUUUUUGUGUUGAAUCUCCAUAAAACAAAAAAAUAUCUCCCAGUUAAUCCAUAUAACUUAAUCUACUUAGCACAUUGCUAUAUCAUCAAUUCAAAAGUGACAUAACAAACAAUUACUUAAGCAUUUAUGUUAAUGGAACUCAUUUUCAACAUUAAGUUUCUAUAAAUGACUUAAGCAUUUAUGUUACUGUAAUGGAACUCAUUUUCAACAUUAAGUUUCUAUGAAUGUCUUAAAGGAAUGAUCAUGUCCAAAAAAUAAAAACCAUAGAAAUUUCCUUUGUACAUAACGUGAACAAACAAAUAUUGGUCAAGAUACCUAGAAGCUAUAAUAAUUAUUUUGCUAGUUGAAUUUUUUUUUAAAGAUUUCAUUUUAUAAGUUCAUCUGAGUAAUGUAGUAGUUAUGAGUUUAAAGAAGUUUGGUACAUGUUGCAUAUAUUAAUAUAGAAUUAUGUAUUAACAGAAUUAGGAUCAUGACAGUAUGAUCUGUAUGUUUUGUUUUUGCUUCUAAAUACAAUUUGAAAUAAAGUUUGACGUAACUUGGACUCAUUAUUUCCCUGUAGACAGCUGGCAAGUUUUAAUUUUGAGCGUCCAGUUUCUUGAGUAUGAUGUAAAAAUGUGAUAAAAAAUAUUCAUGAAUAUGUGAGUAUGUAUGUGUCGAAUCAUUGACUGGUGAUGUGAUAAGGAGAAAAUCAGUCGUCAUAGCUACAGGCUUGUAUAUAUAUCUGUUAAUUGUACAGAGAUGUAUGUCGUCAUCAUCGUCGACAGUUAUAUCUAUUGAUAACACUGUUGUGAUAUUAUUAAUUAUAUAUAUACAUGAUUAUAUACAUACACAAUAUAUAUAUACAUAUUAUACCUUUAGAAGUAUACAAACGAACAUGUACAUUAAUUAUUUAAUGUACUUUGACCAUAUGAAAUCUUCUGUGUUUUGUUUUGUAACUAAAAAUCCCCAAACCGAUCAUAAGAUCGAUCGCACCAAACCAUAGCGAGUUGACAUUGAUCAAAGUUCCCCAUGACAUGCCCUAAUGUGUCAUAUGUGUGUGUGUCGUUCAAAGUUUAUGAGGUUCACAAAGUGAUGAUUGCAUGAGUAUUUAUGAUAUAGUGCUAAGAUUAAAAUUAUAAUGUAGGCUGUGUAUGUUUUUGAAUUUCAUUUUUAUUGAAAAAUAGAUUUUAUUUGGACACAACCUUUUCACAAGAAAAAUACUUCAAUCUAUUGUAUGUGAUCAUAUGUGGGCACCAUUCUUUGUGAUGUUUUGGCCAAACAUUUACACUUUUAUAGAAAUUUAUGUAGGUUAAAGAGAAACCUUGUUAUACUGUCGCCAUUUGGUCAACGGAGAUUUAGUUUUUUUUUUUAGUUUGUCAAUGAACGGAUCAUGAGGCCAUCAAACAUGAUAUAUAUAGCGGGAAAUCAAACAUUUAAAAAAUAUUGUUUUGGUUUCAUUCUGAUUUUUAGACACAUGUAUGGCAUCUAGUUGUUAUUUGAACAAGAGAACUAUUCUGAAUUUAUUGUAUUUGAUAAAAUUUUAUGUCCCCCCUUUUUACCUGAAAAUUUCAAUAUAUUAUAAAUGAUAAAAUAUGAAAUAUUAAUAAGUGAAUUUAUGGCCUUAUUAAUGCCAUUAAUUUUGUAUUCCCAUUUUUGAAUGAAACUGAUCAUCAAAUAAUGAGCUUGUUUUGGUUACUUAGGGAGUGAAUUGAUUCCCUUAUCCCUGUCCUGUUUUACCCUCCACAGGGUACAAUGAACCAUCAACAUGGCCUUAAAUCUAAUUGAUGUCUUAAUAGGUAUUAGAAUAUUGGGAAGAGUUAGCAGGUCAUUUGAGGGUAUAUCAAGGUAUUACUAUUGUCACUGGGUUUUUUUUCUUUUCACAUGUACUAAAUUUUAUUUUAGAAUUUUUUUUUCUAUAUUUCAACUACAUUCUCAUUGAAGUGCAAACAAAGUGCCUCUGUUUUCAGAUUUAAGGUUGAUAUUUUCACCAAUAGUUAAGAAUAAAUAAAUUGUGUAUGUGUGAAAGAAAGUUUUUUGUAGAAUUAAUUUUAGUGAAAUUGAUAUAACAGAAAUACUGUGGUUAAGUAUUUAUUAUCUUACUGUUAAUUUCCGUUCAGAUAAAUACAGUAAGAAUUAUCUUACCAGUACUUUCCGUUCACAUAUAUGCAGUAAAAAUUAUCUUACUGGUAAAUUCAGUUAUGAUAAAUACAUAAGUAAUGGUCAGUCAUUGUUAUUCAAAUUUCUGUUAAUCUUUGUUAGAUAGUUUUAGGUGUCUUAAAAUGUAUAGAAUGACAUACAAGGUAUUUGUUUCCCAAGUUUUGCUUAAGUAUUUUAAAGUACUGAAUUGUUAUCUCUAUGUACAUGUGUUCAGAUACAAGUUUAAAAUACUGUCAAACCUAAACAGAAUUUCAGUUUUAGUUUGUUAUGAAUUCUUUCUCGACUUGUAAUUUUAAUUGGAGAUUUUUAACCAUGUGCUUGUUCAUUUACCCACGUCUUCCUAACUGACAUCCCAAAACAUCAGCUAGGAGAUACAGGCCAAACCUGUACUAGGAGCCAGUCACAGACUGCUGUGUGAUAACUCACCCUGCCAUUUUUGUGUGUAUGAUACGUUUAUACAUUAAUGAUGCUGAAUUAUACAGGGAUAGAAACAUGGACUUCAUUACAGCUGUGGAUACUUCAGUGUUGUUUUUACACUUUUAUAUGAAUAAUUAUAUUAUUCACAUUGUUCUAUUAAUACUUUGUUGUUCUUGAUAGCCUCUACUCCAAAUUAUUCUGUUUUAUCAACAUUUUAUAUCGGUCUGCGUCGGUUUCUUGAUGCCAGAUCAAUAUUAAAAAAAACAAUGAAACAUCAGAAUGAUUCAGACCAAAUCACCUCAUUAGCAUAUUUAGGUAAGUUUUUCAAGAAGUUUACCCCUGGGGUAGAUAAAUUUUUAUUGGGCAUAUUUUCAGGACUUGAAAUCACUGAAGAUAUAUUACUUAAAUUAAGUUUCAGGAUUUUGAAUAAUAAUGAUUCAAAGACAUUUAUGAUUUUAAAUUAUAAUGAAAAUUGUAUUAAAAAGAAUUAUUAAGAUAUGUUUUAGAAUCAGACUAUUAGAAAAUAUAAAGGAUUGAAGAAACUUUUAUUGAAUAGUGAAGAAAAUGUUUCCCUAGCAUCCAAUUGCUAUAUGGCUUUCUUACAGUGAACUCUAGUAAUUUACCUAAUAAAGUUUACACAGAAUUUCUCAUUUUCACAUGAUGUGAUUAGGUACCAGAUGCCAGUAUAGAUUUCUGUAGUUUCAUUAUACAUAAGUAUUUAUUGUUAAUUUGUCAGAAAUAUGCAGUGUAGUGUUCAUGAGUUUAUGUUGGUGUUACACUUGAAAUAAUGGCCAAAAUACCACUGCCCCUAGAUUUUUAAGAUAUAGUGCCACACAAAUUCUUUGUAGUAAUUUUAUCUCCCCGUCUGUACAUUAACACAAAAUUAUUAAUUAGUUCAAUCUGCUUUGUGAUGUCAAUGAGCUAACUGGCUUUGUGUAAAAUUAAAAUACAAUGUACACAUACUAUUAUUGAUGAAAGUUUUGUAAAAUAUGAGAUUUGAAAUGUAGUUAUCACCAGUAACGUGCACUCAUACUUCCAAAUACCAGCAGUAAAUACGAUGUGAAUAGCCUUCUUUCUUUAUAGCUAUGAUUGACAUUCUGAUAACAGAAUGGAGAACCACUUGUUCUCUACUUCAUCACAUAUACACACAAUAUCUCAUCAAAGGUGAGCAUUUGACGUAAAUUUCAUAUUUUGGAGAUAUGAGCCACACAAACAUACUUUCUCUAUAGAACUAAGACUCCAGCCAAACUAUGAAAUACAGACCUGCCAACUACUACUAUUUUAUAGUAAUCUUUACUAUUUUGUGGUGGUCGUUACUCUUUUUUCUCUCGAAAUAGUAGCAAAUUACUCUUUUUGAUGCAAUAGAUUUGGCAAGAAUUGUUAAGAAUUACUCUUUUUUUGCU